Messenger RNA from Sebastes umbrosus (honeycomb rockfish), 7760 nucleotides. RefSeq names its product leucine rich repeat containing 4.1 (gene lrrc4.1). The record is from RefSeq and is a predicted model, not a curated record. The transcript has a single exon. Gene Ontology annotation, molecular function: protein binding. Lineage: Eukaryota; Metazoa; Chordata; Actinopteri; Perciformes; Sebastidae. Gene Ontology annotation, cellular component: plasma membrane; glutamatergic synapse; postsynaptic density membrane. Gene Ontology annotation, biological process: postsynaptic density protein 95 clustering; synaptic membrane adhesion; modulation of chemical synaptic transmission. Bases 2415 to 5279 code for a protein of 954 amino acids.
GCACAAAACACACUGCAUCAAACCAAAGCACUGCUCCGAGCAGGAUGCGUCAGCAGUCCAUUCAUGUUCCUCUAUUUUCCACUAAAGGACAUAACGAAAAAGAGUGAGAGAGCAAAGGGGAGGUAAAGUGAAGAAAAUCAAAAGAUGGAAGAGAGUGAGAGAGGGCAGAGAAGGGAAAGCGAGAGAGGGCACCAUGAGAGAGAGAGAGAGGGGAAGCGAGAGUGAGAGAAAGCAGUGUCCCAUCUGCUUGCCUUUGCCACCACAGCAAUGCUGGAAAGCCUUGCCAGACUCGUUGGAAUGGCUGGAUUGUUGCUGGGGAGGAAAGGGUUAAAAUAUGGUUGCUGUGGGGAUGCCACUGUCCAUCUAUGCCUUUUCCUCGGACAGCCUGUCUAUUCCCCUAAGCCACACAAAGCCCCAGAAAGCCACAGAACAAGAGACUGUGAGCAUUAAAAAAAAAAAAGGAUCGGAGGACGGGCAGGAGCAAACUGGUUUUUGAAGAGGUAGAUCUCUAAAAAGGUCUGAGUGCUUUGAGCUCACCCAACUACCUUAGGACACUGCAGAGAGAGCAGGAGGGAGGCAGGGAGAGAGAGAGAGAGUGUGAGAGAGCGAGAGUGAGAGAGUGAGAGCGAGAGAGAUAUCCAAGCCGGCGCACGCUCUCUCUUUUGCUGCUACAACGGAUCCUUUCCACAUCGACGCUACUGUUAACGUCACGCCUGUAAGCCGCGCGCUCACCCAGCGCUCGCCUUCCCUGUCUUGCUCCUCUCCCUAGUCGGACGCUGCAUUGGCGAGGGGGUGCUGAUCACCACGAGGAGAGGAGAGACAAAAAAAAAAAAAGAACUGGAAAACAAGAAGAACAGAGAAACAAGCCGGAGAGAGGAAGGAGAAACUGCGCACCACCCCUCCUCCCUCUAACCCACCUCGAUCAACCCAGCUACAACACCCCCACUCCUCCCAGCACCCCCUUCCAUCCCCCACCCCCACUCCCCCUCUGAAGAAAUUGACGGAUUAUUGGGAAGUGCAAGGGAGGCAGGCUGCAGCUGCUGCUGUGUGUGCUCACUACUGCUGCUGUGUGCUUCGCGGGGAUGGUGUGUGUGCGUUUGCAAUUGCUGCUGUCGCCGCCGCGGCUGCCGAGGCUGGAGCGUGUGGCUAGUUAAGACGGGGAAGAAGAAGCUAAUGAAGGCAGUGCGAGUCGCCUAGUCUUUUCAACCCCCGCCGAACACUCCUGGAGGAAGAGAAAAAAAGGAAAAAAAAGAAAAAUCAAGUGGACACGACGCCACAUUGAAAGGGGGAGCGAGGGGAAGAGAGCGAGAAGGGCUGUCAGACUGACCAACCGACCAACUGAUUGACCACUAAAAAGUGAACAGAGGAAUACAGAGAGGAGGGGGGCUGUUCUUUUUUCCCCGGCUUGUCAACCUCACCUCCUAACCAUCGCAAACAAAAGGCAAAGAACAUUGGAAAGGACUGUGGAAUUUUCAUUCAACCUUCUUCAAUCCCACCCCCACCUACCUCCCUCUUUUUUGUCCUUUCUGCCUUGGCUUUUGGCGCACAAAAAAAUUGUGCGUGUGUUUGUGUUGUCGCCUGUGCUAUGGAGACCUGGGUAAGGUGUCUAGCAGGGGGAUCAACUGUCGGAUUCCAAGGACAAGCAAGAGAAGAGGAGCCGACAGCAAGAAGCGAGCAAGGGAGCAUUGCUGCUGCUUUGGGAGCCUGACUGGAUUCCUAUCUGCAAUCUUUUUUUUUUCUUUUUCUUUUUUUCUAAAUCAACAAGGAAAGGGAGGAAAAAAAAAACACUCACAAAAGGGCCUUCGAACCUUUCUCUUUGGAUGUGUGGAUUUACAAAAGGGCUCAUCUUGGUUAAGCUCUUUGGCAUUGAUACCCGUUUUGACAGAGCAAAUAUAAAAAAAGGCUUUCUUUGCUGCUCUUGGGAUAUACAUACAUCUGAUGUGAAUACCACAGCUCUUGAUUGCAAACAGGAGGGGAAACUAUAUAUCUCAGUUCAAGGACCUGUAAUAAUAACUUGAGGUAGGUGUCUAGUGUUUCAACCCCUCUUUGCAUCAAUUUGUAACCCUCCCUUCUGUCUUGUAAUACGGCUUUUGGUUGGUUAAUUUAUCAUCAUGUCCUUCUCAUACACACGUUUCAGAAAAGCCAGCCCUCUCUACCCUCCUUUCUCCUUCUGCCCCUGAGCACAGUAAAAAGCAUUGCUUAAUUGAGGAUAGGUCAAGCCCUUUUGCCCCUUAGCAAGCACCCACAUUCUCCCCUGUCCUCUUCAGUCACCUUGACUUCUUUGCUCUGGUCCCAUUAACACUACUACCAGCCAACCAGCUACUUUCCCUGAUCCCCAAAGCGCCCCAAACACCACCCCCCAAACACCCCCAUCCUCCCCCCCAGAUGAUGCUGAAUUAUGAACGUGCCACAUCAUGAGUCUCCUGGGGCGGGUAGCUGUGCAUCGUGCCAGGAAAGCCGCCCUGCUCUGUGUAGUCUUUCUGAUGGCGCGAGCGUGGAGCAGCGCCUCCCUGGCCUUGGCGGGGGCGGCGGUGUCUCAGGGACCCCAGGGCUGUCCACCGCAGUGUUCCUGUAGUAAUCAGCAGGGGAAGGUGGUGUGCACCCGACGUGGCCUCACCCGUGUGCCCCCUGGCAUUCCUGCCAACACGCGACACCUCAAUCUAAUGGAAAACGCCAUCGAGGCGGUGCAGGCUGACUCCUUCCGCCACCUGCACCACCUUGAGGUGCUCCAGCUUGGGCGAAAUGCCAUACGGCAGAUUGAGGUGGGCGCGUUUAAUGGACUUACCAGCCUCAACACACUGGAGCUGUUUGACAACCGGUUGACGGUGAUUCCCAGUGGGGCCUUUGAGUACCUAUCUAAACUAAGAGAACUGUGGCUGAGGAACAACCCCAUUGAAAGUAUCCCCUCCUACGCCUUCAACAGGGUGCCCUCCCUCAUGCGACUGGACUUGGGAGAGUUACGGAAACUGGAGUACAUCUCAGAAGGCGCUUUUGAGGGCCUACAAAACCUCAAGUACCUCAACCUGGGCAUGUGCAACAUAAGGGGUGACAUGCCAAACAUGAGUCCCCUCAAGGGCCUGGAGGAGUUGGAGAUCUCUGAAAAUCAUUUCCCAGAGAUAAAGCCAGACUCCUUCAAAGGCCUGCGCUCACUGAAAAAGCUAUGGGUGAUGAACUCGCAAAUCACAGUGAUAGAGCGCAAUGGUUUUGAUGACCUAUCUUCGUUGGUGGAGCUUAAUCUUGCCCAUAAUAAUCUGAGCGCUGUGCCACAUGAUCUGUUCUCCCCGCUCAGGUACCUGGUGGAGCUCCAUCUCCACCAUAACCCUUGGAACUGUGGCUGUGACGCUGUAUGGUUAGCACGCUGGCUAAGGGAGUACAUACCUACUAACUCAACUUGCUGUGGACGCUGUCACUCACCUGCCAGCAUGAGAGGUCGACAGCUGGUUGAGGUGGACCCUGGUGAGGGUGCUGCAACCCAGUGUUCUGCACCAUACGCUACUGAUGCACCAAGGGACUUGAACAUUUCAGCGGGGCGAGUGGCUGACCUUCGUUGCCGCACAGCCCCAAUGUCUUCAGUGCGUUGGCUCCUACCCAAUGGAACUAUCCUGACACAUGCCUCUAGUCACCCGAGAAUAUCAGUCCUCAAUGAUGGUACCCUUAAUUUCUCAAACGUCCUGGCUGUAGACACAGGAACGUAUACCUGCAUGAUGUCCAAUGCAGCUGGGGCCUCCAACGCCUCGGCCUACCUCAAUGUGAGUGCAGCUGAGCUUAACACAUCCAACUUGAGUUACUUUACCACAGUGACUGUGGAGGUCUUGGGGCCAACCACUGAGAUGCCCAAGCCUAAAACCACCACGACCACAGCUGCUGCAGCAGGGGCUGGGAGAGCUGGAGGGGGAGGGGUAGGCCUAGGGACAACAACUACAACUGCCUCCCCUUCCGUCUUUCAGCCAGUCUUCAUCUCCACACCAACUGUGCUGCUGCAAAGCACUAACAGCCCACCAGGUGCAGCUAAGACAUCUGUGGCGCCAGGACUCCAAGGUGCCACUCUCAGGCCAGGCAAGUCUGGCCCUAGCUUGGAUGAAGUGAUGAAGACCACUAAGAUCAUAAUUGGAUGUUUUGUAGCGGUGACACUGCUGGCUGCUGUCAUGCUCAUCGCCUUCUACAAAUUGAGAAAGCGCCACCAGCAGAGGAGCACAGUGGCAGCUGCCCGCACUGUGGAGAUUAUCCAGGUGGAUGAGGAGGACCUUCCUCCGCCAGCGUCUGCAGCUCAAGAGACGGCUCUCACAUUGCCUGAAAUCCGGGACCAUAACAGCAUACACAAACUGGACUUUAUCAGCCACAAGACUGACUAUAGUUUUCACAAACCCAAGGCCGAAUACAAACCCCAGCCUGAUUUCACCCUUCAUAAGCCGAAGGCUGAGUAUACCACAUACAAGCCAAAUAUGGACUUCAGUAGCCACAAAUUCAUCCCAGAUUACAGCACUCACAAAUCUACACCAGAUUUUAGCCUUCACAGAACAAAGCCUGACUACAGCCCUUUUAGACAGGAAUACAGCACUCACAAACCUAAAGCAGAAUACAGCCCAUUUAAACCGGACUUUGGUACUCACCCAAAAACAAAACCAGACUACAGCCCGUUCAAACCAGAUUAUGGCACUCAUCCUAGGCAGAAAACUGACCUCAGCCCAUUCAAACGAGAUUACAGCACCCAACCAAAACCUAAACAUGAUUACAGCCCAUUAAGAUCAGACUACAACACACAGCAUAAACCUAAGGCUGAAUACAGUCCAUUCAAGCCAGACUUUGGUACUCAGCCAAGACCUAAACCUGAUUACAGCUCAUAUAAGCCUGACUAUAGCACUCAGCCUAAACCCAAAACAGACUACAAUUCCCAGAGAUCUAAAACUGACAGUACCUACAAACCCAAGGACCCUUACUCCUCCCAUAAGACUUCAACUGAUUACAGCGCCUUCAAGCCUGACUACAGCCCCCACAAAGCGGAUUACAGCGCCUUCAAGUCUGACUUUAGUCCACACACUCAGAGACCUAAGCUUGAUUACAGUCCCCACAAAGCGGACUACAGCCCCCAUAAAGUGGACUACAGCACUCUAAAGCCCAAAUAUAACACCUACAAACCAACUGGCCAUGGGGCAAAAUGGACAGAAAACAAUGUUGGGAACUCUUUGCCUCGAACCUUGCCCAGCACCAUCACAGCAAUGGCUGAGCCCUAUGUCAUAAAAACUCACACCAAGGAGAAGGUGCAGGAGACUCAGAUUUAAAAAGGCCGCCCAAAUGGCUCCCACUCCUUUCCCUAGGUUCCUAGCUCCAAACCGCCCCCUUUCCCACGCCCCCCUUCGUCAUUUCCUCAUAAAAUCAUGCAAUAGAAUGCACAACGAAAAAAGGACAGGAACUACUUUUUUGUACAGAGUGCAAACUUAAAAAGACUGAUGAUUUCUUGUUGUACAUGCUUAUAAAUAAAUAUAUAUAUGGACAAAUUGAAACUACCAUGGGCUGGUGAUAGAGAAACAUAUAUUAAAAAGAAAUUGAAACUAUUUUCUAACUUGUAACUUCUAUUUAAAACAAUGAGUUGUUUAAGAUGCUGUCUUGACUUUGACAAAUGAGGGUAGUCUUGUUUUAAAAAGGGGGCAUUCUGUGUGAUUUUUACACCAUGCUACAGAGAAUGCAGUGAUAAGAAAAAAAAUAUUUAUACUGAGAAGACUUUCUUUAACAAAAACCGAAAAAAGGUCAGUGUCGAUCUUUACAGGUUUAUCUUGUAAAAGCACCAAGAAUUUGUACUGUGCCAAAUGUUAUAAAUGCAAUAAAAAGGAUUUUUGGAAGAAAAAAAAAGGAAGUAUUAAGAGAGAGAUGUUUUUUUCUCCUUCACUUCUUCUCCUGGUGUAUACUGUAACGAUCAGCCAAAUGCUUUAGACACUGCAGUAAGACGCUGCAGCUAUACUUUAACCCUACGUGUACUGAAUGACUCAGGCAGAAUGAAUCACGGUGCAGAAGUGGAUGGUGUUUUCUUUUUUUUUUAAAUCUCUCAACACCUCCAAUUAUUAUGGUCUUUAUAUGUAACAUAAAUGUUUGUUCAGUUUCUAUUUUACAUCACCAGUAAGAGUGUCAUGGUGCUUCAUCAAGGUGUGGCUAAACAAAAAGUGUAUAUUUAACCCAAGUUCUACAAAUGCUUUUAAGAUGUUAAAAGAUGGUGUGUCCACAAACAAGUAUAGCAGUGCUAUCGUGACAUCUAAUGUUAAUUGAACUGCUCAUUACAUAACGCUUUUCAACGAUGCAAACUGAUUGUGUUACCUUAUCUCAUUUUCUACAUUACAAACUGGUAUUGUUUAUCAUGUAUCUAAUGAGUGAAAAAGGGGUGAUAAAUUAAGGUGAAGUACUGUUUGGGUGUUAAAGACUGUCUUGCACCUUUGCCAAAAAGUAUAGAUCCUCAUUUCACUUUUCAUUGCAUUGCCAGCUGUUGUGCCUUCAUCAAUCAGUAUGGGGGCUUUUUAUGGUGACGAAUGCAUUCGGGUCUCGCUGUUAACUGCAUUUUUCAUCUUCAACAAUAUCACACCCCUCUCAAUCAUAAUACAGCCCCGCGGGUCUCUGCCUAACAAAGAAAGAUAACAUGCAACAUACGCAGUGGUUAGUACGCAUGUGCUAGGCAGGUUUGUUUUUUGGAAACCCACAGUGUGUGGGAUUGAAGUGCUGCUGCCCAUUCUUUCGUCUGUAACUCUUGUUUAAUGGCCAAACUGGGGACAGUGUUGAAGAAGAAAAGAUAGAAUGAUAGAAGAAAUAUAAUGCUGGUGUUAACUACCCCUGGGAGCACGUAUCACUUAAAAGCAGAAUAACAUGUUUGGAGUGGGCAACCUGUGGGUGAGAGAUGACAAAGAGAAUACUACAGAAGAACACCAGGGGAGUGACUGCAAGCUGUGUGGACCGUAAUCAUCACAUCCAACACAUACUACCUUCUCAUUAACCCUUAUAUUAACCCUUAUAAAGCUGUACAAUUCUAAAAUAAUCCAACUUGAAUCAAAAUACACCAUUACUAAACCUCUAGAGAUGUUACCAGAUCCACAGUCACAGGCCUGAAAAAAGCUAUGACCUAGUAGUGUAGUUGACACCAGUUUACGUAACCAGUAAGAAGUGUGGCGAAUGGAGACCUAGGGAGACUACCUGCGAGGGCCACAAGAACAACAUCAAGGUUUGCCUCUCCAACACUGUGGUGACAUUUGAGACAGAGAAACUAAAGAAAAAAAGGGAGAAUGUUUGAAUAGAAAUGACAAGAGGUUGACAUCACAAGAACAGUGUAGCAGUUAGCUGAGAGCUUGUGACGAGCCUAACCUGUAGUAGAGGCUGUCAAAAAGAGGAAGAGUGAUGUGUGUGUUUGUGAGGGUGACAGUCCAGCUCUGAAAAAUUAGGAAGUGACAAAAAGAGGGAGUGUGAGAGAUAGCUAGAUAGAGUAAAGAGAUGGAGGUUAAAGAGGACAGCUGAAGAAAGGGAAAGAUGAGCAUAUUGUGUUUCGUCUUUGUACACUUAGUUGUUUUAGAGGAUAUCUUGUGCUUGGAAACACAUGACAUGUUGUAGAGUGGGACAGCAUUUGUUGUAAAUGUAUAAUUUAAAAUGUCCUCUAACAUUGUGCUACAUUACCAGGCUGGAAUGGAUAUGAUGAUAUCUCAAUGAGAGUAAAAACGUGGAUGGCAAAAGUGUGCAGUGCAGCAGAAAAAUAUAUCACAGGGAAAAGAAAUUGAAUCAUAUAAUAAAAA